AUGACGGGUCUUCCAAGUCACCGGAGUCCUACGCACCGAUCGGAUACACAUGAAUCUCCUAAUAGUAUUUCACGAACCGAAAAUACUUCCUUUCCGAGCCUUCCAUCGGUGUAUUCUUUAUCUCCUCUGGAUGUACUAGGCUCUGUGACACUACAGGAAUCGCCUUCUGACUCCCGGCAUCAAUAUCAGUGGGAGCCAAGGGACCGUAUGAUUAGUGAAUCUAGGUCUGCCGAAAUCUCAGAGAACGUUUUGGCUGAGUACAUUGAGUUUUUCCGGGAAAAGAUCUUGUACUGUGUACCUGUUAUCGACGAUGAAGACCUCAGAGAUGAGCGGUAUGUUAUUGCUCAUAAGCGACCUUUAGCUUAUUGUGCAAGUUUUGUUGCUUCCCAGUUCAUUCCUGGAAGUGCAAAUGUACGACAACAGCUUCUCGCCCAUACCUUGAAUUUUAUUGAAACUACUAGAGGCCCUUUGACGCAGGAUGAAGACAUACUCUGGACUCAACUACAGGCUCUAGCCGUUCUCUACGCAUAUCGCUCAGCUGGAGACCUCUUUCCACUCUCUGGAGCGCCUCGACCCCACGGCUUCCUUGACCACUGGACGCUAAAAUCUUCAAUUGAGACUUUCGCAUUAAAAGCGGGACUACACCGCUCGAUCGAUAGACUUAAGGUUCUACUAAGAAAAGAUUCGUCAGAUAUAUCAAAAUCAUUGACCUUGGCUAUGUACGUGUACUGGUUAUGGCUUGUGACUAUGUCCCAUCACUUCUCCCUGAUGACUCGGACGCCUCCGACGUUGCGAGAAGACAGUACCAUUACUCUAGCGGUCGGCCUGUUAAGGGAUAUACCACGACCAUCGAGGAUGACUCGCAUUCUCGCCGAAGUGGACCUGUAUACACUCUGGCAACAAGCUGGGCGAAGCGCACCAGGUCUAGCCGAGUGGUGGUGUACACCUUCAGACUCAAUGAGCGUCGAGGCAAUUGUUGCCAUUCUGGACGACUUUGAAGGGGCUCUGGAUGUAUGGAGCAAAAGAUGGGGUCUCCGUGGCGAUUCCAACGUAACUAUAUCAAAUGUCGACACAUCGAAGAAUGGAGCUGUAAAUUUCCACUUCCAAAGCACUCGCUUCUGCAUCAGCUCAUUUGGCACGAGAUACAUUCUGGAGAAGACUCGAUGUGCGUACGACGAGGAAUUUACUUCUCGUUCCACUCUCAGCCAGUUGGCCCGAGAGUCUGUUCUGAAGUCCGUUCAGGCGGCGCAUGCUUGUUCACGGUGUCUCGUGGAUAUUUCGCCACUACGGCGGGAAACUUUCCGGUACAUGGGGGAUCUUGGGUACGCUUUCGUUGCUUUCUGCUGCCUGUACCUCAUCCAGGCGUACGAAUUGUUCGGAGCAACCUUACCGAUGCCGGACAGCUACAUGACUUCUGUAGAAGAAGUCGCCAACCUUAUGACAGAAAUGGCUGUCGCCAACAACACCACUCCGCAACUAUACGGUAACUCAAUAUUACGACAGCUGAAACGCGCUCUUGAGGGAUCUACAGCUGUCUACCGGGAUGCUCAGCUGUGGACUGAGACGGAUAACGAAGCUAUUGGAGAGCCUGCACAUCCCCCGAUGGAACAGCCUCCACCGACACCUGAUGUUGAUCUCAUUAACGUUCCACCACCUGGGCAUUAUCUCCGCCAUGAUGACGCAGGAUUCCAAUUGCAGGCGAAUUCAGCUUUUGCCACGAGCCCGCCACUCUUCUCCAUAUUCGAACCCAGCUGGGCUCAUCUUCUGAGGUAG
Molecule: messenger RNA, 1773 nt
Organism: Exophiala bonariae
Lineage: Eukaryota; Fungi; Ascomycota; Eurotiomycetes; Chaetothyriales; Herpotrichiellaceae
Exons: 2
Coding region: 1-1773 (590 amino acids)
Source: RefSeq, a predicted model, not a curated record